CAAAGAUCAAUUGGAUUACAAUGGCGGCUAUGUCCCCGUCUGAGCGGAGAUUACAAAAAGAACUUAUGUCCCUGAUGAGGGAACCGCCUCCAGGAGUCACCGUGGAUGGAGACCAAGCCAGUCAAAAUCUUACAUUAUGGACAGUACACAUGGAAGGAGUGCCGGGCACAUUAUAUGAGGGAGAAAAAUUUGUAUUGCAAUUUAAAUUUACAAAUAAGUAUCCAUUUGAUUCCCCUGAGGUGACGUUUGUAGGCAAUAAUAUCCCUGUCCACCCCCACGUAUACUCUAAUGGGCACAUCUGCCUGUCAAUACUGACUGAUGACUGGUCGCCGGCGCUGUCAGUGCAAUCAGUGUGCCUGUCAAUCGUAUCGAUGCUCAGUAGCUGUAAGGAGAAGAAAAGACCCCCAGAUAAUUCCCUCUAUGUUAAGACUUGCAAUAAAAAUCCUAAAAAAACGAAAUGGUGGUAUCACGACGAUUCCGUGUAACAUCACACCGCGGCGCUGUAUCGAGCAUGGACGAUAAAAAUCUCAGUAUGUGAUAAGUGUUACACUGCGGGACGAUGUGACGUGUUUGUACAUACGCGAGUGAGUGCCGGCGAGCGGCAGACGGAGAUACUGGGGGCUUUACUUGAACGAUACCGACACAAAACUAUACCAUGAAUACUGUUUAAAAAUGUUUAAAAAAACUGUAAAACUUUAUUAUAUUUCAUUUUCAUAAACCGUUUUUAAAUUUUGUUCGCGAAUGUACACACCAGCACAUUAAAUUAUAUGCAAAAAGUGUUCAAGUUCAAUAAAUUACUUAUCACUGACGAUAGAUGUCGCUGACGUUUUAAUUUGGUGAAUUUUUGUCAAUAAAAUGUCGUUAAUAUUUUAUGAUGUUACGCUAAAACUUUGAUUUCUGUAUGUUCUAAACACCUUUGUAUUAAUAAAAAAAACACGUUUUAAUCAAAUUGAAGGGUAUUGAGAAAAUACAGCAAACAAAAUCUGUUGUUGAGUACAUUGGAUAAGGUUACUGGACACUCGUAAAAUAAAUAAAAUGUCAAAUUAUUACACCAACGCCAUCUGUUGACGUUUGAAAGUAACGAAACUUUAACGUUCUACUGAAACAGUUUUUUAUAACUCUGUAUGUGCCGUCAACUAUAUAUGUUCUGCACUGAAAUUGUACUGAAAAUAUGUAUAAAUUAAAAUGCAACAGCACUUCAGGUUACUAUAAAAUGUUACCACAUUCAAUUUUGGACUUAACUGUUAACAGAUUAAGGUUCAAUUAAAAAAUAGAAGUGAAAUAUCAGCAGUUUUCGAUAAACUGAAGUGCUGUCGACUGUACCUUUUUUUUUCUAAAUAAUUUGUUCAGUGCUAGUUUUUAAUUUUUUUUUUUUUUGUAUAUUUUGUAAAUUUAGUACCUGAGAUUGUGUUUCCAAUUGUAAAACUCUGCUCUUUAUUUUUUAUUCCUACAUAAAACUUAAUAAACUUAAUUUAUUUAUAAUAUGCAUUUUGAAUGAGCUGUUCAAAUAAUUACUCUGAUUCUGUACUACAUAAAGCCCACAAUGUGUUACCAGCUGCUUGCGACUCGUGGCUGUGAAAUUGAAAGUGGAUAUAUUAGCUAUAAUGAACUAACAACUGAAGGGUGAAAUAAAGAUAUUUUCCAUCUCU
Molecule: messenger RNA, 1649 nt
Organism: Diatraea saccharalis (sugarcane borer)
Lineage: Eukaryota; Metazoa; Arthropoda; Insecta; Lepidoptera; Crambidae
Source: the annotation of a GenBank genome assembly